Messenger RNA from Beta vulgaris subsp. vulgaris (sugar beet), 642 nucleotides. RefSeq lists its product as uncharacterized. The coding region runs from base 1 to 642 and encodes 213 amino acids. The transcript has a single exon. Lineage: Eukaryota; Viridiplantae; Streptophyta; Magnoliopsida; Caryophyllales; Amaranthaceae. The record is from RefSeq and is a predicted model, not a curated record.
AUGGCUCCUUAUGAGGCCUUGUAUGGGCGAAAGUGUCGCAGUCCUACUUGUUGGAGCGACAUAAGUGACUCGUUAGUAUUGGGACCAGACUUGAUCCAAGAUAUUGUUGAGCGAGUAAAGGAGAUUCAGGCUAAAAUGAAGGCUGCUCAAGACAGGCAGAGGUCUUAUGCAGACUUGCGUCGGAAGCCUAUUUCAUUCACCGUUGGGGAUAAGGUGUUGUUGAAGGUGUCUCCGAUGAAGGGAGUGGCGAGAUUUGGGCAAAAAGGCAAGUUAAGCCCGAAGUAUGUUGGCCCUUAUGAGAUUCUCGAGAGGAUUGGGGAGGUGGCUUACAGAUUGGCUAUGCCCCCUGAGUUGUCGAGGGUGCACGAUGUGUUCCAUGUGUCGCAGUUGCGGAGGUAUCGCAGCGAUCCGUCUCAUGUCAUUCGUAUAGAGUCGGUCUUUAUUGAGCCGAACAUGACUUUUGAGGAGCGACCUGUUCAGAUCUUGGACCGUCAGAAUCGUGCCCUGAGAAGGAAGGCGAUACCUUUGGUUAAAGUGCUCUGGAGAAGCCAAAAGUACGAGGAAGCCACUUGGGAGACGGAAGAGUCGACGAGACUCAAGUAUCCCGAGCUUUUUGUCUCAUGUAUUUCUUUGUUAUUUUAA